GCUAUGGAAGGCAGCCGCGGGCUGCUGCGGUACCACAGGGAACGCUUUUUUAUUGUUUUUUUUUUUUUUUUUCCCCAUUUUGGAACAUGGUGUGAAGUGAAAGAUGCCAUAUUUUUGAAGUCUAGAAUGCGUACGAAGUGUAUUUGGAAGAUGGUAUAAUAUCUUGGUGGCUGCAAGGAGCGUCAGUAGAGCAUCAAGGAGCAGAGAAACUGGAGCCUCGGCGUAGAGGAUGAGCAGGAUGUUUGUGACCAUUAAGAAGCUGACGACAAAAUGUAGAACCCAACGCAGAAGCAGUAUGGUGCCACUGAUAGUUCUAGCACUGAUUUUACUGGGACUUAUUAUUCCUUUUGGGCGCAAGACAAGUAAAAAGUCAUAUCAAGAGGUCGUGGAUGAAAAUCAUAGACAGCUUGUACAUUCCCAUGUAAAAGCCAUAUUGGACAAAAAGUGCAGACCUGCUUUCACCAGGAGUGAAAUGAAAUCAAAGUUCAAAUGGCCUGGUCAGGUGAAGGACUACUUCUUGAGGGAGGCUUCACCAACAGGCCCCAUGUUUAAGUACCCGCCGCCUUUUGGCUUCUACAACAUGAAGGACAAACUGCACGAGAUCUUAAGCCUGCUUCCCAAGUCUACUGGCCAAGAAAGUUCUGGAAAUGCAUGCCAGCGCUGUGUGGUCGUUGGCAACGGAGGAAUACUGCGUGGCCUUCGGCUGGGGUCACUCAUCGAUCAGUUUGAUAUUAUUAUAAGGCUGAACAGCGGUCCUGUACAAGGUUUCAGCAAAGAUGUAGGCACCCGAACCUCCAUCAGGAUGAGCUACCCUGAAGGCAGUCCCACAGCCUGGGAAGACCAAGACCCAAGGCUUCUAUUUGUGGCUGUAGUCUACAAAUCGGUAGAUUUCAAUUGGCUCAGAGCGAUGAUCACCAGGAAACAAGUGUCUUUUUGGGAUUGGCUGUUCUUCUGGCAGAAAGUGCCGAGUAGAAUCCCAAUUGAGCUAUCACAAUUCCGCAUCCUCAACCCAGAGAUCAUCAGGGAAACGGCCCUGGACCUCCUGCAGCUGCCAGCCCCACGAAUCCGACUGUGGGGGUGGGACCAGAACGUGCCCACCCUGGGUUUCUCGGCUCUCACCCUGGCCAGUUACAUGUGUGACGAGGUGAGCAUCGCUGGCUUUGGGUACAAUUUAACUGAUGAAAACGCCUUGCUUCACUAUUACGACACGUUACCCAUGCGUGUGAUGCUGAAGCAGUCCAUGCACAACGUGAACCGCGAACAUCUCCUUCUGAAGAGUCUGGCAGAGGCCGGAGUUAUCUCGGAUCUCACGGGUGGGGUGCACUGCAGCUUCUGCUCCAGGUGACAAGAAGCCGUCGGACUGUGGAAAGACUUGAGAGGAAGACGCUGCAAAACACUGCACUGCACAAUGCGACUGCUGCUACUGUAAUGCGACAAUUUGUUCAUUGACCUCCACCUGAAGGGGUCAUUGAAAUUGGAGAAGUAACUUGAAAUCUUGUUGUCGUUUGUAAAACAUUUUAAUCGACAUUGUCAGUUAAGUUCUCUUUUAAUUUGCUGUUAUCGGAACAAGGUAGGUUUGUAUCAUGGAUCCAGUGACAGGAGCGUCAUUUUGUGGGGCUGUUGACCAUAUAUGUAUUCACGUAUGUGUAAGAGUGAGUUCAUGUAAGCAGUAUGACCCAAGUUGAAAAAAUGGACCAAAAGUAUUCUACUCUGUUCAGUUCUGUAAUUUAUUUUUCAUGUUUUAAAGUGUAUGAAGUGUUUUUAUUACCCUUAUUGAUUAUACUUGUUAAAUGUGACAGAUAUUUGCAGCUUUGGUCAACAGGUAAGCUAACGUGUCAAUAUUAGUAUUUCAUUAUUAAUUAAUAAGCUUGUUAAUAUACUUAGUAAGCAUAAGUUUAUUAAUUUCAAGCUAGCACACACACACAAACGUUUAUAUAUAAAUAGCUUAUGGGUUUGCCAAAGAUACAUUUACACUUGAACUAUUUGCCUACGUCGAGAAGGCUGCCAUUGCUGUAUUGUAUCCAAACAUUUGCUGUCAUGUUGUAAAACGUGUUUAUGUAAAUGUUUUAUUUAAAAUGUAAGUGUUCUAAAAGAUCAAACUCAAUUCCUCAAAACUUUACCGGUGUCUUGAUUUCUUCAUUUUGUAUGUUGUAGAAGUUUUGUCUCACUGUAGUUUUAAUCCAGUUUUAUGCCGAUUUCUCUCUCCAUAUGAAAAUAUGCCAGUUGGAGAGAAACUCUGGAUCCUGCAGCACUUUUGGAAACGUAGUUUUUCCAGUUGUGUGCAGUGACGCGGCGCGGCCAGCGGGCGGCACCACUGAGCAACGCCAAGUCGUCAAUGUAGAGGUGCUGUCAACUCUUAUUUCUCAGGCUAUGAACAACUUGUCUUGCCUGUAUUCUUAAGUCUUUCAAGCAGAGGGUCAAUCAGGGAGGAGUUUGUUUGUGAAAGCAGACAUAAGAUGUACUUUGUGUUUUUGUGCUAUGAAGUGCGUCAUACACAAUGUGUUUUUUAAUU
Molecule: messenger RNA, 2512 nt
Organism: Scleropages formosus (Asian bonytongue)
Lineage: Eukaryota; Metazoa; Chordata; Actinopteri; Osteoglossiformes; Osteoglossidae
Gene: st3gal5
Product: ST3 beta-galactoside alpha-2,3-sialyltransferase 5
Exons: 7
Coding region: 230-1345 (371 amino acids)
Molecular function (GO): lactosylceramide alpha-2,3-sialyltransferase activity
Source: RefSeq, a predicted model, not a curated record